Fusarium pseudograminearum CS3096 is the source of this 2607-nucleotide messenger RNA. RefSeq lists its product as uncharacterized. The transcript has a single exon. NCBI's taxonomy places the organism in Eukaryota, Fungi, Ascomycota, Sordariomycetes, Hypocreales, Nectriaceae. The coding region runs from base 1 to 2607 and encodes 868 amino acids. The record is from RefSeq and is a predicted model, not a curated record.
AUGUUUAUGCGAAACGUUUUUGUCGCGGCUGUCAGCCUGCAGGCUCUCGUCGAGGGCGUCGUUGCCCAGGAAAAGGUUACUCUCACCAAGUAUGUCACCAAAGCCAAGGCCAAGCCUACCAACGCCUACCCGGUUCCCGAUGUUCCUGAGCCUGAGGUUACCGUCAUCCCUACCUCUUACAUCGAGGACGGAACCACCAUCUUCGUCGACGAGACUGUCACCAUCCCUUGCUCCAGGUGCACAGCUAGCACUGCUGGCGAAGCCGAUGCCGAGGCUACCUCUGAGUUUGAGGUUAUCAGCACUGUCAUCACCACCGAUGCUGGCGAGGUUUCCGACCAGACUGCUGAGGUGACUGUCAUUCCUACUUCUUACAUCACCGACGGUACUACCAUCUUUGUCGACGAGACCAUCACCAUUCCUUGCACCAAGUGUGCUGGAGGCAAGAAGACCGAGACCGAGGCUGGUGCUGAGGAGACCUCUGAGGCUGCCGUCGAGAGUGAGGUCACUACUGGUGGUGAUGCUCUGGCUCAGGGCACAUCUUCUGAGGAAGCUGCUUUCGAGACCCUUUCCACUGAUGUUGCUGAGGCUACUGAGUCUGGCGAUGUUCCCGCUCAGACCGCCGAGGUGACUGUCAUCCCUACCUCUUACAUCACCGACGGUACUACCAUCUUCGUUGACGAGACCAUCACCAUCCCCUGCACCAAGUGCGCUGGCGGCAAGAACACCAAGACUGCACCCGCCGAGGGAGCUGAGGAGACCACCACUGGUGCCGACCUCGAGGCUUCCGAAGCCCUCGGUGUUGCCACCUCUGAGGCUGCCGAGGAGGAGACCACUGUUGCUACUGGAGCUGCUGCCGAGUCCACCGCUGUUGAGAACGACACCCAGACUGCCAACACCGCUACUGAUGAGGCCGCUGCCAGCACUGAGGCCGAGACCCCUAUCCUCACUUCCAUCAUCCCUAGCGUCAUCCUCACCACUGGUAACAGCCAGAACACUGUCAUUUCUAAGCCCGGUCCUUUCGCUAACACCACUAUGACUGCCCCUGCUGUCGUCGACACCACUGCUGCCGACGAGCUCCCCGCUGCUUCCGAGGUUGCUACCAGCAGCGCUGUUGUCAGCAAGAUCAACAAGCCUGUCAUCGUUGUCAUCCGUGAGGUUACCAUCUUCCACCGCACCAUCGUCAUUGGUGCUGCCUGCCCUCCUGUCAAGCGUGGCAACAAGGACGAUUUCGUUGUCGGUACCGGUUCCGACGAGAAGACCUUCACCAAGAUCGAUGAGGCUCUUGAUGAUGCUUGUAGCAAGCAGGCCAAGGCUUGUGCUGAGAGCGCUGGAAAGAACUACGCCGUUGCCGACUGCCAGAAGCAGCUCGAGAUCUGCCGCACUGAUGCCUCUUCCACUGCCAAGGCCCCUACUGGUGACAUGAAGGAGUCCACUGAGACCGCUACCGUCAUCCUUCCUUCUGACGCUCCUGUUACUACUGGCAAGGACAACAAGCCUGCUGUUGGUGGUCACGUUGUCAUCUCUACCCGCACCCUCACUGUCUCUGAGUCUUGCGUUAUCUCCGAUGGUACUCCCGUCAUUGAGACCCCUGCUUCCACUGACGCCGCUGCCACCACUGUCCAGACUGCCGAUGCCGAGACCACUGACGCCGCUGCCGAGACCACUGAGGCUGCUGCCGAGACCACCUCUGCGGGUGAUGUCGCUGGCUCUACCGCUCUGGGUGUCGCCACCUCUGAGGUCCCAGAGGUUGUCACAACUGUCACUAUGACCAAGCCCAACGGCGAGGUUACCGUCACCUCCAUGACCCUCACCAACGGUGUCGCCACUGGCACUGGCACUGUUGUCCACCCCGGAAACACUGAGACCAAGGUUGUCUCCGAUGCUGAGACCUCUGCGGCUCCCGUUGAGACCAUGCCUGUUGUCGAGACCCCCCCUGCCGCCGAGGUUUCUUCUGCUCUCGGUGUUGAUACCAGCGAGGAGGCUACCACUGUUGUCACUGGAACUCAGACCGGUGUCGUUGUCAUCACCAUGACCAAGCCUAACGGCGAGGUCAGCCUCACCACCAUGACUGUCACAGCUGGUGUCCCUACCGGAACCGGUGUCGUUACCGUUCCUGCUGCCGAGACCACUGCUGUGGAGGCCCCUGCGGAGACUUCUGAGGCCGCUGCCGAGACCACUAUUGUUCCUGGUGGCCAGCAGACCACUGUCGUUGGCGACAAGACUAUCACACACACCGUCACCAACCAGAUCACUUCCUACGUCACCGUUGGUGUUGACACCGUUACCGCUGGCACUGAGACCAUCACAAAGACCUUGACCAACGAGGUUACCCAGACCGUCACUGUCCCCAGCGAGGAGAUCACCAAGACUGUCACUAUGCCCGCCGGUGGAGAGGUUGUCAAGACCGUCACUCUUCCUUGCGCUGGUGAGCAAGGUGCCAACGUCGUCACCCAGGUUGUCACCAUGUGCCCUGCCCCUACCACCAUGGCCACUGCCUCUACCAAGGCUCCCGAGACAGUCUACGUGACCGCCACUGUCGAGGCUCAGAACAUGAAGCCUGCUCCUUACCAAGCCCCUGGCCGCUUCCGCCGCAUGCUCGGUCUCUGA